This is a messenger RNA of Aphanomyces astaci, 1392 nucleotides long. RefSeq lists its product as hypothetical. Bases 1 to 1392 code for a protein of 463 amino acids. The record is from RefSeq and is a predicted model, not a curated record. Lineage: Eukaryota; Oomycota; Saprolegniomycetes; Saprolegniales; Verrucalvaceae. The transcript is spliced from 3 exons.
AUGGCAAGCCACGGCAACAACGAAGCGGCGGACUUGGAGAAACGCGUGUCGUACAUCCACUCAAACACGGCACAAGACGAUGAUGGGUACGUCGAAGCGAAAUCGCCCAAGGACCUGGAAGAUGGGGCGCUGAUGAAGGGGUACGGCGCCAUCGGGAUCAUAUACAACAUAAUCCCCGCGCUCAAUUAUCCCAUCUUCAACAUCUACCUCAACUUGGAGGGUUACCAACUGUCGUCGUACAAGGUGUUGACUGUGAUCGGGUGGUCGUUCAAGGUCAUAUUUGGCCUGUUGUCGGAUUGCGUCCCCAUCUAUGGCUAUCGUCGCAAGUCGUGGAUUUUGAUCGGGUGGACCGUCACAAUGAUCUGUCUGAGUGUGAUGGCAUUUUCGCCGUUCGGCGAGCCGUUUUGCAACCGCGAAAAGACCAAGUAUUGUGGUACGCCGUUAGAAAAGGUGCCUAAGCCCAAGCUGCAGUACUUCAACUUCUCCGCCCCCGAUAACGGCACGCUGUUCAUCCUUCUGUCCAUGUUUAUCGCGUUUGGGUACGUCUUGGCUGCGAGUGCGUCGGACGCGAUGGUGGUCGAGUAUGCCCAGCGAGAACCCGUUGCCAUCCGCAUCCAGACCGCCAUCUACACCGUGCGCUCGGUCGCAGGCAGCCUCGCUUACUUGGUGAGUGCGUUCGGGCUGAACGGCCCCAACUACGGAGGGUCGUUUUCGUUUGCGUUGUCGCCGAAUGCUCCGUACGGCAUUGCCUUGGGCCCUACUGUUUUGGUGAUUGUGGGCAAAUGGGGGCUUCACUGGAAUUGGCGCUGGACCAUCGCCGCCGGUACCCUCGGAAUGGUCGUCGUCGACGGCUUUGUCGUGUUCUUGACCAUCUGGAACGUCGUGCGCAACCAGUGGUUCUUCAAUGGAGUUCCCUAUGGCCUCCGCUUUAUCGUUUCCACGUACGUGGCUGUGGAAAUCGCCGACAAGGGGAACGAAGGUUCCACGUACAGCCUGAUCUCCACUGUGAGCAACCUCUCGGGGCCUUUUGCCAGCAUCUUUUACAAGUACGUCAACUCGUACUUCAAAGUAAGUCAGAAUGACGUCAAGACCGACACGCUCGAAGUGCGGUGGGACGUCACGUACGUGUACUUUAUUUCGUACGGGUUCAAGAUCGCGUCGUUGUUUUGGCUGUUCUUGCUGCCUCCCCAAAAGGCAGAAGUGAAGGCCCUGAAGGCGCGUGGUGGCAAGAGAAAAGUGGCGGGGUUCAUUCUCGUGUCCGUGUUUUUCUUCUGCGUGUCGUUCACCGUGUCCAGCAACAUCAUGUCCAUUUUCCCCUCCACCAAGUGCUACCGUGUCGCAGGGGGCAACGGAGUGUUGUACCCCAACACGGGCAAGUGCCCCCAGAAGUAG